Molecule: messenger RNA, 816 nt
Organism: Trematosphaeria pertusa
Lineage: Eukaryota; Fungi; Ascomycota; Dothideomycetes; Pleosporales; Trematosphaeriaceae
Exons: 1
Source: RefSeq, a predicted model, not a curated record
UAUACGCAGAUCUUUGGCAUCUUCUACAACAUCGCACCACAAGUCUCGACAACAGAUAUCGGGACUACUCUUGUCCAGUCCGAAGAACUUGUCAAGAUCGCAGCCGAGCUAGGCUGUCUUUGUCUCCUUCGCCCGCAUCUCGGUAAUGUCUUCAGCCAGUACCGCCAGGCUCUCUUCCUCGCCAUCAAAUCUGAUCCGGCGCGCUGGAUCCAACUCGCCAUCGUGCUCGAGAACAAGUCCAUAUACACCGAAUGCCUCGUCCACUUGGUCGGAGCGCACCCCUGUUGGCCAUGGCUAACACGGCGAACAGCCCUCUCGCAAGAUCUGCGGAAGCUCAUCGCGGGAAAGAGCGAGGAGCUGGACAGAAUGUGUGUAGAGGCCGAACGAGGAGUCCUGCUUGCGACAAUCCACCUUGGGCGCGGCCCGCUCGAUCCCACGGAGCGCAACCAGACCGAGACGUGGCUGGUUGUCCAAGUCUUUCGCGAUCUACUCGCCCAGCGCAUCGACGCCUUAGAUCGCGACAAAAGGGCGGCGCUGAAGCGAGGCACGUUCUUCCGGGCAAUCGUGGCGGACAAGCUGGAAGUGCUAGACAGCGAGAACGUCAGGAAGAUCUGCCAGGGGACCAUGAAUUCCGACUGGAAAGACCUCGUGGAAGACCUAAGGUCAUUGAAGAACUAUGCAGCGGAAGUGAUAGCGGAAGUGGCGGCCAACGAGUUAUUGAUCGACCCUGACGCAUGUGGUAUUGGGUACUUGACUUGCGCGAAGGUCGAGCUUGAGGAGGUGCCCUGGCUGGCGACGACAGAAAAGUCAACCUGA